This is a messenger RNA of Dermacentor albipictus, 12288 nucleotides long. RefSeq names its product neural cadherin (gene CadN). Lineage: Eukaryota; Metazoa; Arthropoda; Arachnida; Ixodida; Ixodidae. The record is from RefSeq and is a predicted model, not a curated record. Gene Ontology annotation, biological process: homophilic cell-cell adhesion. Gene Ontology annotation, cellular component: catenin complex; plasma membrane. Gene Ontology annotation, molecular function: cadherin binding; calcium ion binding.
AAUAGAGAGGGAGUGCCGCUGUUUUGCGGAAUGGCCACCGCUGCUGCCGCCGCCGUUGUCUUUUGAGUCGGCUUGGGCUCGUUCGGUGGUGUGUUUGAUGUUGGGAGCAAAUGCGCGUGUUUAAAUUUCUAUGGAUCUAAUCUUCAUUUGGAAAGGUUCGACGGUGACGGAGGAGCGACGCCUUUGCGAGUCUCGGUGGAACGCCGCUUGAAGCCGGCUUUCCGGUUGACCGUGCGCCCGGGGCCCGGAGACACGCUUCGCGAUGGCGCUUCCCCCAAGACUGAUCUGUGCAGCAGUCGUGCUGGUCGCGCUUUGGGGACCCAGUCACAGCAAGACGAGUUCAGAUAAGGUGCUGGUCCUACCGGAUGACGUCUACCCAGGCCUGAGCGUGAAGCAGCUUCCCUACUUAGGUCAGUCAUUCGGCUUGACCGGAGAACCCCGAGUAGCGCGUUGCUUCAGCAUGCUGAGCGAUGGUCUGCUUAUGGUCGCCACGAACGUGUCCCACUUAGUCGGGAAGCCGGGAAAAUUGGUUCUGACUGAGACCGACUUUCCAAGUUGGCCGCGAACGCAGCAAGACCGCGUCCACGAUCUGCUCGUGCACGUCAUUCCCAAACAGCAGCUUCUCAAGUUUCCAAAGUCCGAGCUCCGGGGUGCCGUGCUCGAAAACGAGUGCGCCGGGACGACGGUGCUCGAGUUGGACGGUGCUACGCGGGACCCCAACCGCGACGUCCAGUACGAACUUCUGCCUGAUGAGGACGGCAGCCACGAGGACUUCAAUGUGUCCCGCUUGUACGCCAACUUGACGCGGCUGGCGCUUCGCACCAGCCGGCCGUUGGAUCGCGAACGCCGCCGCCGCUACGAGCUGAAACUUCGGGCCUCCGACGACGUCGACUCUGCGUUGACGCUCCUUUUGAUAGACGUGCUGGACGUGAACGACAACGAUCCGGUGGCGGACAGGGAAGCGUAUGUGUUUCGCGUUGCUCGCGACGCCGAGCCCUACACCAUCGUGGGCAACGUGAGCGCUACGGACGCGGACGGUGACAGCGUCAGCUUUCGUCUCGCUGAACGCCAUCCAUUUUUCACUGUGGUGCCCAAGACGGGCGAGCUCAUGGUCACUCGUGGCCUCGCGCCCCAGUCGUACCUGAUGGCCGUACGCGUGGGAGACCGCGGCAAGCCACAGCGCUUCGGACGCACUGUCGCCGUGAAGGUGGAGGUGUUCGAGCCAGAGCCGGCACCGCCCACGCCGCGCUACCUAGAACAUGAACAGCAGCAGACGCGUGUGCGUCGCUCAACGGUCACGAUACGGCCGACGAAAACGUACCGUUUCGAAGAGACCAAGGGCCGUGACGCCAACAAGACUGUCUUCACGCUUGACAAGAAGGCGGUCGACGAGACCUUCGAGCUCGAGAAGCCCGAUCGCUGGGUCUACGUGAGCCCAAAUGGCGACGUGCGCGUCAAGGAGAAAUGGGACUACGAGCAGCUGGAUAAAGAGAAAUCCAUCGAUUUCUGGGUGCUGGCCAGGUCCCCUGGAAGAGCUGAGAAGGAGCGGCAACGAAUCAUCAUCCGGAUAGCGGACGUGAACGAUGAGCCUCCCUACUUUAUCAACCGGCCGAUUCCGAUGCAGGCUGUUGUACAGUUGAAUGCCCCGGCCGGCACUCCUGUCUUCAAGUUGCAGGCCAGGGAUCCGGACACGGACCACAAUAUUCGCUACUCUAUUGUGCGCGACAGGAGUGGCAACAGGUUUGACGUGGACCCGCACUCGGGUGAGGUGGUGACCCUGGGCAAUGCACCGUUUAUGCUGGACAAGGAGUAUGUGCUAUAUGUCAAGGCUGAAGAUCUGAAUGGCCAAGUUGGAGAUAGACAGCACCAGUCAACACGAGAAGAACGCCUCUCAGUGGUUGGUGGCAAGCGCCAACCUCAGUUUUAUGUGCCCUUCUAUGAAGCUGUGAUACCAGAGAAUCAAAAGAAAGACUCGGACAUCAUCGAGGUGAAGGCCAAAUCUUUUGCCGAUCGGGAAAUUCGGUACACCCUGCGAGCCCAGGGCAAGGGAGCUGGUACCUUCAACAUCGGACCUACCAGCGGAGUGGUGAAAUUGGCCAAGGAGCUUGACUAUGAAGACCUCAGGCAGCCAAAGUCAUACUCGCUAAUUGUGACUGCAACUGAAGACUCUGGAGGAUUUUCAACAUCAGUUGAACUAACAAUCAAAGUUACUGAUGUGAAUGACAAUGCUCCACGAUUUGAACUGCCAGAUUAUCAAGCCCACAAUGUUGAUGAAGACAUCGCAGUGGGAACAUCCAUACUUCAGGUGUCGGCAACGGAUAUGGACACAGGCCGCAAUGCUGAACUGACAUACUCGCUCGAUAAGGAAGAUUUCACCAUCGACAGCAGGGGUGUGGUGUACUCCAACCGGCGGCUCGAUGCUGAUGUGAACAACACAUAUGUGUUGACUGUGCGCGCCACGGACCGGGGGGAGCCACCAUUGACUGGCACUGCCACAAUACGCAUCUACACUGAAAACAAAAACGAUGAGUCACCAAAGUUCAGCCAAGAUGUCUACACGCCAAAUGUAGAUGAAAAUGCUGGGCCCAGCACUCUUGUGACCACUGUAGUGGCCAGUGACAAGGAUGGCGACAACAUCCUCUUUGGAUUUGUCAACAGUGGCACUACCUCUGGCAUGUUCCAGAUUGAAGAGAGGACAGGUGUUAUUCGGCUCAUCAAUGGUCCCAUACACCUGGACAAAGACAAAUAUGAGCUGAAUGUGACAGCACGGGAUGAUGGCGCCUGCUGUCGUAAUGGGGCGUUGACCCCUCAUACAAGCACAGCCCUUGUGGUUGUGUUCAUUACGGAUGUGAAUGACAAUAAGCCUGUUUUUGAGGAGUGCCAGACGUACACACCAAAGGUAGAAGAGGGUGCACAGAGUGGAACAUCAGUCAUCAAGGUGAAAGCAAGAGAUCUUGACAAGGGUCACAAUGGUCAAGUACGCUACUCCAUUGUCCAGCAGCCUAAUCAGAAAGGCACAAAGUUCAGUGUUGAUGAGCUCACUGGAGAAAUCAGGACAAACAAGGUUUUUGACCGGGAAGGUGAUGAUGGCCGCUUUGUUAGUGUCACAGUAAAGGCAACGGAUCGUGGUAGCCCACCUUUGGAAGGAGUGUGUUCAUUCAAAGUGGAAAUAACGGAUAUCAACGACAACCCGCCUCUAUUUGACAGACAAGAGUAUAGGGAGAAUGUGAAGCAGGAUACGCAGGUUGGGAUUCAUAUCCUGCGAGUUUCUGCUUCUGACGAAGAUGCAGAUAACAACGGUGCCAUUGUCUACAAUCUGACAGCACCUUAUGACCCUGAUCACCUGGCUUAUUUUUCCAUCAACCCCGAUUCUGGCUGGAUAAGCCUGCAAAAGGCCCUCGAUCGUGAUCAGUAUCAGCUGCGAGCCAUUGCACUGGACAAAGGAGUUCCUCAGCACCAAGCAACUGUGGAAGUGAUAAUAGAUGUCGUUGACAGGGCUAACAAUCCUCCCAUAUGGGACCAGCCUGUGUACGGUCCAAUAUUUAUCAAGGAAAACCUUGAAGUCGGCAGCCGCGUCAUUUCCAUCAAAGCCAGAUCUGGAAUCCCGGAGAAUCCUGAUGUAUUCUACACACUGAUGAAAGGAAGUACCGAGCAGACCAACAAGAAGGACACUUUCUACUUGAACCAGAAGGUGGAGAACGGCCACACAGUAGCAGAGCUGGUGGUCAAUUAUCCUCUGGAUUAUGAACGUAUCCAGCAGUACAAUCUUACCGUUCGAGUUGAGAACAAUGGCAUCCAACAGUUGGCUUCUGAAGCAACUGUCUACAUAGUCCUCGAGGACGUCAACGAUGAGAUCCCCCUCUUUAUUGAGCGGGAGCAAGAGACAGUGUUGGAAGGUUUGCCACCGGGGACCAAGGUGACCCAGGUCCAGGCCCAAGACAAGGAUGGUACCUACCCAAAUAACAAGGUUUACUAUGCCAUAGAAUCGCGUGACCAUGGUGACAAGUACUUCUCUAUUGACCGGGAGACUGGAGACAUCUACACCAAAGUCGAAUUUGACAGGGAGGAGAAGAUGGCCUAUGCAAUCCUGGUUCGGGCUGAAGAUGGGGCUCCGUCAGCGAGACCUCACAUGACGGACAACCGGCCUAACUCAGUGACCAAGUACAUCCGCAUUGGGAUCGGCGACAAGAAUGACAACCCGCCGUACUUCGGCCAGGCACUCUACGAGGCUGAGGUCAACGAAGACGAGGAUGUGCAGCACACUGUCAUCACGGUCACUGCCAAGGACAAGGACGAAUCCUCGAGGAUACGCUACGAGAUCACCCAGGGGAACAUAGGAGGAGCGUUUGCGGUGAAGAACGAGACUGGCGCCAUCUACGUGGCAGGCCCUCUCGACUACGAGACCCGGAAAGAGUUUAACUUGACGCUGGUGGCAUCGGACACCCUGUAUGAGGGCAGCACCACAGUUCUUAUCCACGUCAAAGAUGUCAACGAUCUUCCACCUGUUUUUGGCCAAUCUUCAUACGUGACCACCAUCGAAGAGGAGGUCUCCCACAAUUUGCCAAUGAAAAUUAUGACGGUGACAGCAACUGAUGGUGACAAGGACAGAGAGUCCUUGAUAGUUUACUUUUUGACGGGUCAAGGUGUUGAUGAAGACCCCGGUAAUAGCAAGUUUGCAAUCAACACAACUACUGGAGAGAUAUAUGUACUAAAGCCAUUAGACAGGGACCUUCCACAUGGGCGUUCCCAGUGGCGCUUCACCGUUUUUGCAGAGGAUGAAGGGGGCAACGGUUUGGUGGGCUUUGCGGACGUUCUCGUCAACCUCAAGGACGUCAAUGAUAAUGCCCCCUUCUUCCCAUCAGCAAUUUACACGGGUAAUGUCACGGAAAAUGGAACAGCUGGUAUGACUGUGAUGACAAUGACCGCCACGGACUAUGAUGAUCCCAAUGAGGGCAACAAUGCACGGCUUGCUUAUUCCAUCGAGCAGAACCAGGUUAAUGAAAAUGGAGAGCUCAUUUUUACCAUUGAUGAAGAAACUGGUGUCAUCUCAACAGCAGUCUGUUGUCUAGAUCGUGAGACAAACCCAGAGUACACCAUCAAAGUGGUGGCUGUUGACGGUGGAGGGCUGAAAGGUACUGGGACUGCUACUAUCAAGAUCAAGGAUAUUAAUGACAUGCCUCCAGAAUUUACGAAAAAGGACUGGUUUGUUGAUGUUGAAGAGACUGAAGCAGACAAUAUUCCUGAGAAUCCAAUCUUGGUCGUAUCGGUCAACGAUGGAGAUCUACUAGAAACUAACCGGUUUAGCUACAAAGUUAUUGACAACACAUUUGGCUCUGAUAAAUUCACCAUGGUCACCAAUUCUGAUGGAACUGGUUCGUUGAAGAUAGCCAAGCCUCUUGACUAUGAGGAUUUGCAGCAACGAUUUGGCUUCAAUAUCACUAUUCAAGUUAGUGAUAAUGGUGGGGAAUCUACUGAUCCCUACCAUGCAGAUUAUGCAAAAGUAAAAGUCAGGGUGAAGGACAUAAAUGACAACAAACCUGAGUUUGAACGGCCUAACAUUGAAGUAUCGGUCCCGGAGAAUUCCACUGUUGGCUCGAGUUUGGCAACAUUCAAAGCCACGGAUGCUGACCAAGGUGGAAAAUCGCGUGUCAGCUACAUGAUUGACAGAUCUUCUGACAAGAAGCGACAGUUCAAGAUAAAUCCCAAUGGUGUUGUUGAAAUUCAACGUACACUCGACCGAGAAGACAUUCCGAGACAUCAAGUCAAGAUUCUGGCUAUCGAUGAUGGAGUGCCAUCACGAACUGCAACUGCAACAUUGACUGUAGUUGUUAGUGACAUCAAUGACAACCCACCCAGAUUCCAGUACGACUACAGGCCAGUCAUUCCAGAGCACACACCUCCGCAGAAAGUGCAAGAAAUUUUGGCCACAGAUGAUGAUGAUCGUUCCAAAAACAACGGCCCUCCAUUUACUUUCCGCAUGGAUCCCAAUGCCCCAGAGCUUAUUCAGCAGUUUUUCCGAGUGGAACACGACCCCACUGGUGCAAAUGGAGAUGGCAUGGCUGUGGUGCGCUCUCGGGAAACAUUUGACAGAGAGACACAGAAGGAGUACCUGGUUCCCAUUCUUAUCAAAGACAAUGGAAAUCCAUCACUCACAGGGACUUCUACUCUCACAGUCAUUAUUGGGGAUGUUAACGACAACCGCAUGCACCCCGGCAGCAAGAGCAUCUUUGUGUACAAUUUCAAAGGGGAGUCUCCACCAACGAAAAUUGGGCGCAUUCAUGUUGAGGACCUGGAUGAUUGGGACUUGCCUGAUAAGACAUUCUUCUGGGAGAAUAAUAAUGCCCAUCCCAACUUUGACAUGGACGGCCACACAGGCAUGAUCACUAUGCAGAACUCAACAGGAGCAGGCACCUACCAUUUACGUUUCUUAGUGUAUGACCGUAUGCAUACAAUGGAUGCCCACGCCAACGUGACAGUAACUGUCAAAGAAAUCCCUGAGGAGGCUAUCUACAAUUCUGGCUCCAUACGUGUCACUGGUAUUACUGAUGAAGACUUCAUAAGGGUUUGGGACUGGAAAAAGCAGCGACAAGUGAAGAGCAAAUAUGAAAUCUUUCGUGACCUGAUUGCUGAGCGCAUCAAGACAAAGCCCUAUAAUGUAGACAUCUUCAGUGUCAUCCUCAAGCAGUCACGCCCACCUAUAACUGAUAUUCGCUUCUCUGCUCAUGGCUCCCCAUAUUACAAGGCCAGCUUAUUGAAUGGGGUGGUUGCAGUGAAUCGGAGAGAGAUUGAAGAGAAAGUGGGCAUCAACAUCACCAUGGUGGGCAUUGACGAGUGCCUGCUGGAAAACCACAACUGCGAGGGUAGCUGCACUAAUGUGCUUAUGAUUGAUCGCAAUCCUGUAAUGGUAAAUGCUAACCGGACAUCUUUUGUGGGAGUGAAUACUUGGGUGAAGGCCAAGUGUUCGUGCGGUGCUCGAGACUUUUCUGAGAUUGAGUCCUGCCGCAAGAGACCUCCUCCAUGUUACAACAAUGGUCGUUGUGUUGACACGUAUACAGGAAUCAGCUGUCGUUGCCAGUCCGGAUUUCAUGGACCACAAUGUCAGCAAACAACACGGCAUUUCAAUGGCAAGGGCUGGGCUUGGUUCCCUGCCUUGCAGCAGUGUGAAGACUCCCAUCUGAGCCUAGAGUUUAUGACAGAGCGCCCCACUGGACUUCUACUGUACAAUGGCCCUAUCUCCCGGCCUGACCCUGGAGAAAUUGUCAUUCAAGACUUCAUCUCACUAGAGCUCAAUGCAGGAAGGCCUAGGCUGCUUUUAGACUUUGGUUCUGGCACAGCAGAACUCUUCGUUGACGUUGAGGAACACCUCAACAAUGGCAAUUGGCACCGACUGGAUGUGUUUUGGGACCGACAGUCUGUGCGGCUGAUGGUCGACAACUGCAUGUCAGCACGAACUCAUGAGGGAAAUCAAACCAUUGAUCGAUCCCGUUGUGAGAACAGCACUCAGGUACCUGAGUUCAAUGAGUUUCUUAACGUAAAUACUCCGCUUCAGUUGGGUGGAACUCAUGUUGGUGGCAAGGACCUUGGUGCAUAUGCUUGGCGCCAUCGGCAUACGACGGAGGGAUUUCAAGGCUGUGUAAAAAAUGUUGUUCACAACAGUGAGAUGUAUGACCUCGGCUCUCCUGGAAGCUCAUAUAAUAGUGUGGCUGGCUGUCCUCCUGCUGAGAGCUCAUGCAGUGAAGCAGCAUUGCUUCACCAGUCCUGUGGUCAUGGCCACUGCCUUGGAACCUAUAAGGGUGCAGAAUGUGUGUGUGACCCUGGCUGGCAUGGCCCAAAUUGCGACAGGGAAACACAGUCCAAGAUGUUCCAACAAAGCAGCUACAUCAAGUAUGCACUGCCCUUUGACCCUCAUCCGUACAAGACUGACAUCCAGCUACAGUUCCGUACACGUCAGAAGCAUGGAGAACUUUUCCGCAUCACAAGCAAACAUGGGCGGGAGUAUUGCAUUCUUGAGAUCCGGGACAAGAAGCUGCGCUUUAGGUUCAACCUCGACCGAAGUCGUUCAUCUGAAGAACGCGAGUUGUGGCUUCCCUGGGUGUGGGUGAAUGACGGCCAGUGGCACACAGUUCGUGCCCUACGCUAUGGCGCUUCAGCCAGCCUGGCUCUGGAUGGAGGCAGCGGGCGGCGCUUCAACGAGCUCCUGGAUUGGCAAAGCCCUCACCAGCAUAUGUGGGUUGAGAAGCAGAAUGUUAUUGCCGGUGGAGACGUCCAGUAUGUUGGUCCUGGUGUGACUGUUGUUGACAACGAUUAUCAAGAAGGUUGUAUGAAUGACAUCCGGCUAGAUCAGCACUAUUUGCCAAUGGAGAGUGGUUCUGAAUAUGCAGCUGUAGUUGAAUGGCGCAACCUAAUUGAUGGAUGUCCAUCCAACAACCCUUGCCAUGGUAUCAGUUGCCCACGACCCUUUGUUUGUGUGGAUCUCUGGAUGCUCCAUGAAUGCAGGUGUGUGGAAGGUUUCACACCAACGGAAGACCGGCUUGACUGCGAGGACAAGGAUGAAUGCCUGGAUGAACCGUGCGGCUACACGGGUCAGUGCACCAAUCUGCCCCAUGGCCAAGGCCAUACAUGCCUCUGCCAUGAAAGCCUCGAGUGCCACAACUGCAGCUGCUUCGACGUGGGCGCUGGUGCACGCAUGACCAACACAUCCCUUGCCCUUGGGCUGGAAGCCCUGCUCAUUAUCCUGGCCUGUCUAGUGGUGUACCUGCUUUUGGUCCUGGUGAUUGUGGCAUACACGCGAAGCCGGCGCUCAGAUCAGAAGUUUGGCCAUGGCGGAGUGGAUGAUGAUGUGCGAGAGAACAUCAUCAGCUAUGAUGACGAAGGUGGUGGAGAAGAUGACAUGAAUGCUUACGACAUAACACCCCUGCGAAUACCAGUUGAUGCAUCUGGUAUGCAGAUUGGCACUAAGCCUGGUCCAGAAAAGGCACCGCCUUUGCAAAAGGAAGUGCGUGUACGGGAACCAGCACCCACGGGGGCCCAUCCAGAUGUGGGCGACUUCAUUCGGGACCAUCUGGACAAAGCUGACCAAGACCCUGGGGCCCCACCAGUGGAUGACUUGCGCAACUAUGCCUACGAAGGUGGUGGCUCCACAGCAGGCUCACUCAGCUCCCUGGCCUCGGAGACGGAUGACCAUGAGCAGCGCUUCGACUACCUCAAUGGCUGGGGGCCCCGCUUCCAGAAGCUGGCCGACAUGUACGGACAGGGCGAAAGUGAGGAGGACUAGGCGUCAUUUGCACAAAUGUCCCCUUUUCCCCAUUUCAUUGACACUUAGUCAUUGAUUUUGUUCAGUUUGACCUGCUCUCUUGUCCACUUGCAUUAGCCACUCACCCACACACUCAAGUCGCACAGCUCACGGUAGAUAGGGGCACCUCGCUUUAUUUUUUAAAAAAUAUUUGCUCUUUGCAAGAUAAAAAAUGUCGGGAGAGGCUAUACCAUAAAAAAUAUGCUCAUUCUUGAUGUGGCAGGCUUAUAUUGCCAUUUUUGCCAUAAUUACCAUCUCUGCUUGACCAUCGCAGCAGCAGAUUCUCUUUGCUGCAGUGUAUCAUUUGCGUCUUGGUGGAGACUGGACAACUCGUGCUGUAUUGAGCAUUUCAGGAAUAUCUUAAUAUGUAUGCACAUGCCAUACUGACUUAAUACUGGUGUGCCAUCUGAAUAUCUUUAUGAGCAAGUCUGCUGACUCGGUUUGUCAUGAAUGAGUUAAAGCUGCCCCUACAUCGUGCCCUGUGUUUGGCGACUUGGAUGCCCAAAUCUGCCUCGUGCCUUUCUUGAGGCUGGUCAUUGAAUCAUCCCAAGUGUUUCCUGCUUCAUUCUUUGUAUAGUUCUGUUUUAAACCUGUUCUGACAGUCAUCGUAUGCACAGGUGCAAAAGAGAGUGCUUGUUUUCUGUAAUGUUUCUGUGGCAGUGUGGUGGAAUCCAAAAAAAGGACAUUAUACAAAUGAGCUGGGUUGCUCCUGUCUUCCGUGACACUAUCUUCUCCAGAAACCAGCAGUAUUUUUCUCCCCAUUAGCAUUGUUAUAUUUUCCUUUUUAGUGUUUAUAUUGCUUCUAAUGCACUUCAGUGUGGCCAUAUAGAGUAAGCUUUACCAUUCUCAUUUGUUGAUGGAGAAAUAGCGCAAGCUUAAGGUUGUGUUUUGUUGCCAAGUGCCAUCACAAACAUGCACAUGGCUUUAAGAAAUUCCCACUGCCUUUGAUUUAUGUUUACAUGAUGUUGACGCAUACUUUAAUUGAAACACUUUGCGGGUAUGCUUUUGCCAUAUUGAUAUUUACUUGUUUAGAACAGAAGGUGUUUCAAGCUGUGUGCUUGUUACUGAUGCCAGUUUUUUACAACUUGUGAUUGAGCCAGCAUUUUUUCCCCCUCAUAAGGCUCGAAUGAAAUUCAAAAACUGCCCAAAUUUUUGUGCAGCUUUUUUGUGUGAAAUUGUUUGUUGUAAAGUUACUUGUCCAAAAUAUUGUAUAGUGUAGUAUGUUUUAGGUAAUUCAAGUGUAUGAUUGUAAAUUAUGUUCCGAUGUGGCAGCUAUGGAUUCAAGGUCUCAGUUUUAGGCAGUUUCUUUUGUAAAACACCACAUGUUGGCAUAGAGUUUACCCAUUCACGCAGAUGGUGACUCACAUGUGCCCUUUUUUUUAUAGUGGAACCCAUCCUGCCCAUUUUUAUGUCCUGAACUAAUCCUCGCGAACGUCUUAACACUCUCUAUCGUCCCUCGACGUUCUGCCGAGCACUUCUCACAGUACGUUCUUUCUGGGCGUGCUUAGGUCAAGGCAGAAGAGAUCGCUUGAGAACAAGUCGUGAGCGAUUAACUUGUGCUGCACAGGUGCCAGGCAGCCUUUGGUCCGUGCGCAUACUCCAAGGUGCAUUCCAUUUUUUAAGGCGGCAGUGCUGCUUCAUGCCUCGAAUGUCGCUUUGCCAGUCAGGACCUCUGGAUCCUGCUUGCAGCGCACAAGAGACUCUGUUUUCAGGGGCCCUCUGUCAUCGCGUUGCUCCUCUUGCAACACUACCAUCCAGAAACUCACAGCUUCCACUGAAACAAAGUGAGGAGCUGGUUCCUUUGUUACCCAGGAAGUGAGACAAAGGGGGUUAUUUAUUAUUAUAUCAGAGUUGUAUACACAUAGGAGGGAGAGAGCAUACACCCAUUGAGGUUCCCUGCCUUUCGUGUGUGACACAGUGGAAGGUGCAGUGUUUUUCUACACGUUACUGUAUACAACAUGCACAUUAUACUUGAAGCGUGUUCACCCAGUGCAAGUAUGUCUGGCUGUGUGGGUGUAUUUAAAAAAAAAAAAGCAUGCAUCUUAGCUUUGUAUGUGUCUUGCAUUUGUCAGCAACAGCUCAUUUUUUUGUUCAGAGGAAGCCAAGAUGCUCAAGUCUAAGCAAAAUUUUUUGUUCCACUUAAUGUAAACAUACAACAAAAAUGCUCAUUGUGACAGUGCUGCAACUAUACCACAGUAUGUAGAAAGCUCCUGCUUGACAAUAAGGUGUUUUUGACUCGGUGAGAGGCUGAAGUAAAAUAUAUUAUUAGCUUUAAUUUGUUUUUGAUGUGCAGCUUCGAACAGGUGGACAUAGAAAUUGCCAAUUUAUUGGUGCUCAUGUAUAGUGAUGCUCUUAAAGACCUCUUUAAGAAUUUGUUUGGACAUGAGCCUUCUGAACACUUUUAUUCUUUCUGAUGUUUGCUUGGCUUUUUUUCCUUAUCAUAUCAGCAUGGUCUAUGUGCUAGGCUGAACAUGCCAUUCAUUCCAGGUGUGUUUCAGCACAUUAUAUUGUAUGUUUAGUUAAAACGAAUCCUUGUAUUGUGUGGAAUGUCAUCACCAAUUUCAUCUUUGUCCUCCUUAUUUUAAUUUUUAACAAUUGUCACAUUGUGCUAGUCACACAUGAUUACAGAAAACUAACAGAAUGCACUGGCCUUGUGGUUUUUAGGUACACAUCUCCUGCUGUUGAGUGAUGUGACAUGCACCCAACAGGGUGUACAUUUUCUUUUUGUGUGUAUACUCUUCAAGUCCUAUUCAAAGUCGUUGCCCUUCUGCCCUCAGUACUGUGGUGUUUGUUGGCUGCAGCUGCACAAAUGAGCCGCAGUCACGCUUUUGUUUGUCCCCCCUGCUGUGAGUGAGUUAGCUGAAGCUGCAAAAAAAAAAAAAAGCUGAACAAAGCUGUGCACGCACUCUUGAAGCAACUACCAGCAGAAAAGCAAAGCCAUCAAGCAUGUAGUACCACCACAACUUGUAGUGGAUUCACGCAUAUAUAUAUAUAUA